AUGAGAAAACUGCCAUUUGAGAAAGAUGGGCUUAAAAAAGGUCCAUGGACAGAAGAAGAAGAUCUCAAACUCAUCCAAUACAUUCGAGCACAUGGACCUGGGAAAUGGCGAAGCCUUCCCAAAUACGCUGGGCUUCAGAGAUGUGGAAAAAGCUGUCGCCUUCGAUGGACAAACUACUUGAGGCCUGAUAUAAAGAGAGGAAGAUUUUCAUUUGAAGAAGAAGAAACCAUCAUCCAACUACAUAGCAUUCUUGGGAAUAAGUGGUCAUUAAUAGCUGCUCGCUUACCUGGAAGAACGGACAAUGAAAUCAAGAACUACUGGAACACCCACAUACGGAAAAGGCUACUCAAGAAUGGAAUUGAUCCAGUGACUCAUAAUCCUCGCAUUGACUUCUUGGAACUUUCAUCCAUACUGAAUUCAGCUUGGUUUAAUCUCUCAAACCUACUUAACCUUCAAACUCUUGUAAAUCCUCAAGUUCUAACGCUUGCCACAUUCUUGGGAUCAUCCUCAUGUUCAUCAAAUAAAGAAAACCAUGAGUUGUUUUUCAAUCGCCUCUUAAAUCCUAUGAACCCGACUCUUAAUCAGCAAAAUCGACCUUUAAGUGUCCCAAGCACUCGAAUUUUGAAUCCAAGACACCUCAUGCAAACAAAUGAUAUGCAAGAUUUUCCAGAGAGCUUGGUUAACCUUAAAUGUGAUACCAUACAAGAUGUUAUGAUGCGUACAUGCGUGACGGACGAUUGUUUUGACAUUCCAAAUUACAACAAACAAGCAUCUGAAAGCUUAAAUUUUCAACCAUCAUAUGGGGGAAAUGAUUUACCUACAACCCAACAUGUCAACUAUGACUCAUCAUCCAUGCCGAGCCCUACACCAUUAGUUUCGUCAUCAACAAUAAUCAAUAAUAGCAGCAAUGAGGAUGAGAGAGAAAGUUAUAGUAGUAACAUGUUCAACUUGGAAUAA
Lactuca virosa is the source of this 957-nucleotide messenger RNA. Lineage: Eukaryota; Viridiplantae; Streptophyta; Magnoliopsida; Asterales; Asteraceae. The record is from the annotation of a GenBank genome assembly.